This is a messenger RNA of Exserohilum turcica Et28A, 1710 nucleotides long. RefSeq lists its product as uncharacterized. Lineage: Eukaryota; Fungi; Ascomycota; Dothideomycetes; Pleosporales; Pleosporaceae. Bases 170 to 1558 code for a protein of 462 amino acids. The transcript is spliced from 4 exons. The record is from RefSeq and is a predicted model, not a curated record.
CCACCACCCUGGCUCUUCGUAUUUCCCAUCCCGUCCCUCUCCCCACCCAGCCGGUCCGAAUCAAGCUAGAGCUGCCUCCAGCUCCUCGAUAGCCCAUUGCUUUGCACCACCACCUUUACACUGCAUAUCCGCAAUUGACGCUUCCAACCCGCAUCCCUAUACACCCACAAUGUCGGCGCCUGCCUCUGCCACCAGCGAGCUGCCCAUGCGCUCCCCCACCAUGCGAUCCGGUGACGACGAGGUCGUUCCAGGGGAGGACACCUCAGAGGUCACCAAGCUCUUCGCAGAGAGGCUGCAGGCCUGGAAACACGCCGUCGGCUACCUCGAAGACUACAUCACCGCCACGGAGAAGACAAACUCGGCACAUGGCAAGGAGUACGAGCGCGUCUUGAAGACCGUCAAGGACCCAUUGAAGGAGGGCCACCACUUUGACCAGUCCCUCGGGGGCAUUGCAGGCAUGUUUGAGAAUAUCCGCUCAAACACCCAGGGCAUGUCCAACCAGCACUACGAGACGGCCAAGCAACUGAAAAGCGUCAUUCUUCCCAUUUUCGAGCGCCUGCACACGGAAAUCAAGAACAAGAGCAAGGAGCUCACAAAAGGCGCCGGCAAGGGCAGCAAGGCCGUCGACAAGGCCCGCCAGCAGACGCAGAAGCACAUUGAGAUGCUCGGCCAGUACGCCGCCGCAUUCGAUUCGCACGGCAGCGCCCAGAUGAAGGCCACCGACGACCCCUACAUCAUCCGCCGCGGAGUCAACCACCGCCUCAACAAGCAGGUCCAGGAGGAAAACAACAAUCGCCAGGAUCUGAUUGCCGUGCAAAACUCGUUUGCCCAGUUUGAGGCGCACAUUAUCCAGGAAAUCCAGCACGGCAUGACGCAGUUCCUGCAGGUCAUGACCACGCAGGCCGAGCACACAAAGGCGUCGUACGGCGACAUGGUGGGCACUUGUCAGCGCACCCCGCUCGACUUUGAAUGGAACGGCUUCAUCCAGCGCAACAACACCAUCCUCAUCGACCCCUCGGCCCCGGCACGAACCCUUGCCGACAUCAGCUUCCCCAACCAGCACCACCGCUCGACGCAGCCGCUGAUUUCUGGCUCACUCGAGAAAAGGGGCAAGAUUAUGCGCUCGUACGACACAAACUACUAUGUCGUCACGCCAUCCAAGUUCCUCCACGAGUUCAAGACAGACGAUGAUUUUGCUAAGGACCCAACCCCCGAACUGUCUCUCUACCUCCCCGACUGCACCAUCGGUGCCGUCAACGGCAACAAGUUCAACAUCAAGGGCAAAGACACGUCCAAGGGCAAGAUUGGCGGCGCCUUUUCCAUGAACCACGAAAUCAACUUUAAAGCGCACACGCCCCAGGCUGCCCAGCAAUGGUGGGACGUGCUCCGCCAGGCCGCCGGCAGCGUCACCACCGACGCUCCUGACUCGAGUGUGCCCACCAGCCCCAUUACCCCCGUCAGCGAGAAGCAGCCUUCUCCGCUGCAGACACAGGGCCUGGAAAAGACGGGAACAAACACCACUCAGCCUGGAAGCGCUGUGCCUGCCAGUGCCAGAUAGUGCAACAUGAAGGGAUGAAAAAUUGCUUUGUUGGUAUGUCUGGCUUGGAUUGCGUAUACACAUGCCAUAACCUCUUUGCUUUGCGCUUGGUCUUACUAUACCCCCCCACCUAAUAAUGUUGAUGUCUUUUUUACGUAGCCAAUCUAUGUCCC